Molecule: messenger RNA, 882 nt
Organism: Andrographis paniculata
Lineage: Eukaryota; Viridiplantae; Streptophyta; Magnoliopsida; Lamiales; Acanthaceae
Exons: 2
Coding region: 1-882 (293 amino acids)
Source: RefSeq, a predicted model, not a curated record
AUGGAGAAGAAGAAUCUGAACAUGAAAAUGAGACGCCAAUGUUCUGAACGGCGGAAGGCCAAAGAGCCAAUGCAAGACAACAGAGACGGAUGCAGUUGCGGCUACUCGAACGAGAACAACUCGAAUGUUUGCAUGGCGCAUGUGUUCGAUAACAAUUGCUACUUCACGCAGAGGCCCGAUUGUACGAACCGCCUGGGACAUUCCCCGCUCCAAAAAAUGAUGGCCGCUAUACGGGUGUUCGGGUAUGGGUGUUGUUUUGAUAGUGUAGACGAAGUCAUAAAGAUUGGAGGUAGCUCAGUUCGAGGAGCAACAAUGGAGUUUUGUGAAACAAUCAUUCGAGUUUACAAAAAACAAUAUUUACGUGAUCCCACGCCUGAUGAUAUAUCCCGCAUUCUGAUUGAAAAUAAAGCGCAUGUGUUUUCCGAGAUGAUAGGCUCAUUUGAUUGUAUGCAUUGGCGGUGGGAUGCAUACCCGAUUGCCUGGCAAGGUCAAUAUAAUGGACGUUACAACUACCUUACGUUAAUUUUGGAGGCUGCUGCAUCGCAGGAUCUUUGGAUAAGGCAUGCGUUCUUCGGGAUGCCCGGAACCAACAGCGACGUCACUAUUUUGGACCACUUGCCAUUGUUCGACAAGUACAUGAAUGGGACAACACCACCAGUAGAGUAUGAGGUUAAUGGUUCAGUGUACAACCUUCCCUACUACUUGAUAGACAAGAUUUAUCCCAAACAUGCUAUCUUAAUGCAAGCCAUUAGGAAUCCUGUUACAGCGAAAGAGCAGACAUUUACAACACUACAAGAGGCCUGUCGGAAGAACAUUGAGAGGGCAUUCGGCGUACUCCAGCAAAAGUGGAGAGUACUGUGCGUGCCGGUGAGACUAGAAUAA